This is a messenger RNA of Arctia plantaginis, 2523 nucleotides long. The record is from the annotation of a GenBank genome assembly. Lineage: Eukaryota; Metazoa; Arthropoda; Insecta; Lepidoptera; Erebidae.
AUGUUGAAAAUAAAUAUUAAAUUUAUAGUUUUUCAUUAUUUCGUUCUUGUGUUUGGCGACGAUUACGAAAAUGAUGAUAAACUGUAUAUGCUGGUAUCGCCCGAUCAACAUCAACGAACACCUCGCCUGGAAGAUUUCUUUUGGACGGGAUCAGGAGACGGACCGCCGCCACCACCAGACCCCCCUCUGCCAGUUCCAGUGCAGCCAUCCACUCCAGAAGUGCGGACUACUACCGUUCUCGCUACUGUCUACUUGGAUUCUUAUCCGCCACAAGCGGUAACAGACAGGUCAACGGGCGAGUGUGUGCUUAACUGUGGGGAACCUGGGGUACCAGGCAGCCUCGAACCAGAAAUCCCUGAGGACCGAAGGUACUGGCUGCUUACUGUCAUACAGGGAUCCACUCCAGAUAGCCUGCAAUUGAGACUCGCAAGGUUGUAUCAGAAGGCUUUCUUGAGACAGCAAGAACGUCAUCUGGGUAUUAUAAAAUCUCUAGAUGCACCGCCAGCUAGAAAGAAACACGAGGUUCAUUCAUUUAUUGUUAACAGAGAUAAUGGUCCUGUAAGCCCUCAAAGUUCCAACACUCCCUUCCGUUAUUUAGAUAUCCAUAGUUCUAUGGUAACUCUUGUGUCGGUACCUAGUACCUUAAUUGCCAAUGAAGAGUCUAGUAGGCUUGUAUUGAAUUCUUCCAAUGAUUUUGGUUAUCCAGCAAGUGUAGAAAUGUUCUCAAUAGACAAAGAUACUACAUUAGUAAAUGCAGAGAUCACAGCUACCAAACUAAAUGAAGUUGAGUCUUGGAUUCUGGCUACACCUUCUAUUAUUCUUCGUAAGCGAGACGUUACUGAUAGAGAAGAACUUGAGGAGAUUCACGAAGAUUUGAUCGAUAUACCCUUGGAGUCUGAAGGAAUUGAGUCAAAUGACACCCAGUUGUACAAAAGAGAAAUAUUAAAUCCAGAGCAACAACCGCCUGUUCAAGUUCAUAUACAAAACAUAACAGAGUCCCCAGAAACAGGCAGUGUUCAAAUAGUCUAUGUGGUAUUAGUGGGAGGGAGAGCAGUUCCAGCAGCAGUAGCUGCAAGAGACAUGAGGCUUGUGAGAGAUGCAGAGGUUGCUAGAGAGUUGGGUGCCGUUGUUACUACAAAGGCUGAGCCAGCCUACUUGAAGACGGCUGAAGGCUUGGAAGGCGAGGCUGGAGGAGGGGUACACGGCACUGAAUUAUGGGCACUCGCAGUAGGCGCUACUAUCGCUAUACUCCUACUAUUAGUGUUAUUGGCGUUACUUUGUUUUGCUCACAGGAAAAAGAGCAUGAAAUCCGCAGCCUCUCUCCGAGCAUAUAGAGAUGAACUAAUGAGAGAGGCGGAGAGGAACCAACUGAAGCAGGUGCAUGAGGAAAAAGAUGGGAAGCUGAUCAGCGUUGUGUCUCCGAGCAGAACGAGACCAAGUAGCAGUCUCUUGCCUAUAUACAGAGCAGCCAGUGCAGGUUCCAGCUCGUCAACCACGUCUUCUGGAGUAUCGGAGGUCGCAACAGCAUUCCGUCGAAGACAGAAAAAACCUCACGCACUAAGAAUGCCCCAAAAAAAGAGAGUGGGUACCACGGAUAGUUUGCUUGAAGCAGCCGGUUUGGACAGCUCUGAUAGUGGACAGCCUUCCAUACCGCAGACGCCGACUUCUUAUCUCUCCAUGCCUUCAGUCAAUGCUUUCCCCAGAGGGAAUGUAGUAGAGCCGUUAUCCAGAAUCCUCGAACCUGUGUUAGUCCGUCACCUCGACAUUGACUCGCCAGCUAGUUCGCCAAAGAAGGGCAAGCAGGAACCAAGUAAGAAUAAAGAUGUGGUCCCUCGAAGACAGAUGGCAUCCCAGCUGGUCAGGCUGGGCAGUAUAGAUAAGGAUCCUGGAGUCAUAGGACCCUUGGUUUGGGAUCUACAUUGCCAGAGAAUUAAAGAUGCGUCGAAGCCGCCCAGUCCAACCAAGUCUACAUCAUCAGCUCGCAAAGAAGCUGGUCCGUCUCGAAUGAGGCAGCGGUUCAACGAGUUGAUGGACGACGCGUUUACACUGUUCGGUAGCGUUGGCUCUAGUCCAAAUUCACACGACACUUAUACAGUGGACAACGAAAGAGAUUCUAGGGAUAAAAAGCAAGUUACUGUUGCAGGUUCAAGCGAGCAUCUAGCGCAAGCGCGCAACGACAACGUACGCCUUCCAGGAUCGCCCUACACUGCCUUGGAUACUUUGCGGGGAAGGUCAGCCGGACCCGGGCCUAGUCGCGUGUCGGGUGCGGCAGAAGGGCCGGCGGAGGCGGCGCGGCCGCGCACGGCGCACAGCCGGCCCGCGCCCGAGCGCCGCCGCCCGCCGCCCGCCCGCGCCUGGGCCGCCGCGCCUCCGCAGUCCCUAGGUGCGAGGCCCGCAGUCAACCCGGCGCUCAUCCUGACUGAGGGUCGACUGGCCGCAGAGGACCCGGCCCUCCCCCUCAUAUCGGCCAUCAAGACUGAGAUUCAGCGCAUCAGAGAAACUGCCCACAAGCCUAAUACUUGA